AUGGGUAACACCAUCAGCAGGACAGAUAAGGAAAAGGAGUCUGAGAGAGGAACUGGGAUAUUGGCAGGACAGGGCUGUGUCAAGACUUCCGUUAGUGUGGAGCGAAGCAUGCAGUACAGGAUCUUAAAGGGACGGGACUAUCUUUACUUUGAGCCCAACAGCCUGAAGAUGGAAGAAAUGCCCCCACAGGACAGGAAAGAGGAAGAAGAAGAAGUAGAGCAGUUGGUUCUGAUGGAAUUGUCCAGAGUUUUUGAGUCAGACUUUCCAUCAAAAUGUGAAAAUAAAUGCAAGAUUUGGGGACUUGACACUGAGAGGCCCAUUCUACAAGUGGGCAGCUACGUCCUUGCUGGAGUGUAUGAAGACACUCAUGGAACCUAUGUUACAUUUGAAGCAAAUGUUGAACAUGGUGAUGCAGAAGGCAGUAAUAAAACAAUACUAAAAUAUAAAUGCCAUGCAAUGAAGAAACUCAGCAUGACAAGAACUUUUUUGACAGAAAAGAAAGGAGAAGAAGGCAUAGGUGGUGUGAAAUGGCUGCAAAUCAAGGACAAUGAUUUCUCCUAUAGACCCAACAUGAUUUGUAGCUUUCUGCAUGAAAAUGAAGACGACACCGUUAUAGCUCCAGCUUCAGAUAAAUCUUUGGAGUUGGAAGAGCAAGAGAUUCAAAGGAAAGAUAAUUCAAACUUGAGUUAUGAACAGGGAGAAUCACUGAACUUGGAAGUAGAGAAUUCUGGUCCUCUUCUUGAUAUCCUUUUUUCUGAGAUGGAAGGUUAUGUUUUUUUAUGGAAACUCCAGAUACUGCCUUGGAAAUCACUCUUAGAUGAAAUAUUUCUCAUUAUAACUAGUAACAAACUUUUUGGAGUUUUUAUAUAA
Messenger RNA from Odobenus rosmarus divergens (Pacific walrus), 870 nucleotides. Its product is annotated as general transcription factor 3C polypeptide 6-like. The record is from RefSeq and is a predicted model, not a curated record. Bases 1 to 870 code for a protein of 289 amino acids. NCBI's taxonomy places the organism in Eukaryota, Metazoa, Chordata, Mammalia, Carnivora, Odobenidae. The transcript is spliced from 5 exons.